GGGCGCGGAGGAGCCGCUGCCGCAGCGCCCAGGGCCGGCGCGGCGGCACCGCCACUCGGCGGCAGAGCUCCCUUGUGCAGCUGGACACGGUGUCUGUGCCACCUCCACAGAGCAGCUGAUCAUGCUGUGCUCUGGAGUGGCAAGAGCUCAGAACACAUUUCCUGGCAUUUAAGUGCCCCUCCUGUCUGGUAGGGAGUGCUUCUUGCUGGAUAUCAGAGCAGGUCAGUGUAUUGGCGGAUAAAGGGGCAGGAUGGCGGGCAAUAACCACCUUUGCAUUCGGCGGUGGACUACCAAGAACGUGGCCAAGUGGCUGAAGGAAGAAGGCUUCUGUGAAUACGUGGAUCUUUUGUGCAACAGACACAGGCUAGAUGGAAUUACCCUGCUGACGCUUACUGAGUAUGACUUGCGAUCCCCUCCUCUGGAAAUCAAAAUCUUGGGGGAUAUCAAGAGGCUGAUGUUGUCCAUACGCAAACUGCAGAAGCAGCAUAUCGACGUCCUGGAAGAGCUGGGUUACACCAGUGAUGGUCAUGCUGGCACCGUGUGCCCAGCUGGUUCACUACAGGGGGCAGAUUGGUUUUGUAAUGGUGAAGUACCUCGGGACUAUGAUGGACCAAUUACUGACUUGAAUGGUGAUCAGUAUCAAUAUGCAAAUGGGAAAAACAAACAUGCCACACGAAGACUGGACCCAGAGUACUGGAAGACAGUUCUAAGUUGUGUGUAUGUCUUCAUAGUGUUUGGCUUUACAUCAUUUGUCAUGGUGAUAGUACACGAGCGAGUGCCUGACAUGCAAACAUAUCCACCUCUGCCAGACAUAUUUCUAGAUAGCGUCCCUAGGAUACCAUGGGCUUUUGCUAUGACUGAAGUAUGUGGUGUAAUUCUUUGCUACAUUUGGCUCUUGGUUCUUCUGCUUCACAAACACAGAUCUAUACUGCUGCGCCGGCUGUGCAGCCUCAUGGGGACAGUAUUUCUAUUACGCUGCAUUACAAUGUUUGUCACCUCACUCUCAGUGCCUGGACAGCACUUGCAGUGUACUGGAAAGUUGUAUGGCAAUGUUUGGGCAAAACUCCAGCGGGCAUUUGCAAUAUGGAGUGGCUUUGGAAUGACUCUGACUGGAGUGCAUACAUGUGGAGAUUAUAUGUUCAGUGGUCACACUGUUGUCCUGACCAUGCUCAACUUCUUUGUCACAGAAUAUACACCAAGGAGCUGGAACUUCUUGCACACCUUGUCCUGGGUCCUGAAUCUAUUUGGAAUCUUCUUCAUUUUGGCUGCACAUGAACAUUAUUCUAUAGAUGUCUUCAUUGCCUUUUACAUCACAACAAGGCUCUUUUUGUAUUACCAUACAUUGGCUAAUACUAGAGCAUAUCAUCAGAGUAGGAGGGCAAGGAUAUGGUUUCCAAUGUUUUCUUUUUUUGAAUGCAAUGUUAAUGGUACUGUUCCCAAUGAGUAUUGCUGGCCCUUUUCAAAACCUACUAUAUUAAAAAGAUUAAUUGGUUGAAGACUAUGUGGGUCAGUUCAGAUUUUUAUGAAGCAUUAUGGCUAAGAUCCUACAAGGCUAGCUACAAGAGGGAAGUCAAGUAACAUUUUUCACUCCAUGAUCUCCUCCUUGCCUGGUUUCUUGGAUUCUUAGCCAUAAAAUGGGGUUUCCAUACUUUACAGGGAUGUGUUUUGUUUUCUCCUUGUGAGAACAGAAAACAAUGCAGGGAUGGGUAAAGGCUAUCAGUGGAGCACAAAUAUAAACCAGAAUACUGUUACUCUUGGUAAGGUUCUGUGUGAAUGUUUAUGGAACAUUAACCUGAAAUAUGUAUUGAAUAUAGUACACCCUUUACAGGUCCAGAUAAUCUUUGUUGCCUGAGUGCCAGCCUUUACAUAUACUGACAAAAAAAUUUAAACUUUAUAAAGCCUUUCUUUGAAAGCAGUCAUAAAUGUAAUUUUUAAAACAAACUGUGUAUAUUUAAAGAUUGAGGAGGUCUGUGUCAUAAUGAAGAAAACAAUAUAGUUCCAUGCUGAGAGGGUCUCUUAACUGUUAAAUUACAAGUCUUGACAGUAUAAAUGGUCUGCAUACAGUGGUCUGCCAAAAAUGAAGGUCGGCCUUGUGGCUGUGCAGUGAUGAUAUUUUUUUUAAUGAGAACUUAUUUAGUCUAGUCUAUCAGUUGUCUGUAUGGUUGUUCUAGCACUUGAAAGUUUUCCCUUUUGUGUUUAAAUGAGUUACAGUAAGUGGAACAUCCACUGAAAGUAAACUUAGCUUUAGUGAGUUUAAAGCCACAAAGUAACUUUUGUGUGGUCUUAAUUGCUUUAUACCCAAACUCAUGCAUGCUUUUCAGGAGCAGUUCUUUAAUGUUGGAAAAACAGAACAGUUAUCUUUGUGUAUCUUACUGCCCUGUAAAUGGAUGGGAAAAAUGCAUGUAGUAACUCUUUCAGGAAUAGUAAUAAUAGUGAGUAUUGGCAAUAGUGCUCAUGUUGAUGUAUGUUUUAGCACUCUGGUGUCAACAAUAUGGUGAAUUUCUCUGGAUAUAUAUAUGCACAGUAUAUUUGGUUAUAUAUAUAUAAACACACAGUAUAUGUUUUUCUAACAACUGUGAAAAGAGGCUAGUUCUUAAUUUAAGUUGCUCAUUUACUACCCUGAAAGAUACCAUAAACAGUUGAGUUUUGCUUGUUGAAAAAAACCAAACCACAACCCACAUCAAAGCAUCCCCCAAAAGCUCCAGCCAACACUCUCAGUCCAUAAUGCAUGAGCAGGGUCACACAAGGGUUGGUGAUCUCUCAGGCAGUGGAUUGUAAGGGGACAAUACUCAUGUUGUCUGUAGAGCCUUGAAAUUAGAUUUGUGCCAAAUGAAAACUGAUAAGUACAAGGUACAAAAUCAUAAAAUGGCAUAGACCUUUUAAUUUGAUUAUUGCAACUUCAGAUGUGCAAGUGUAGAGUAAGUCACCUUUAGAAAGUUACACAAAUAAUUCCCAGCAUGGUACAAGCUGACUUAAUGGGCACUAUGUACUUGUGUGUGCUUAGAAAUGAAUCCACUAGGAAUUUGCAAGGUUUUGUGUUUGGGGGCUUGUAACCUACUGUGGGCUACUCCUUGCUGUAUUGUAUUCCUUUUAUAAACCUCGAUUGUACUAACUUGACUACCUUACACUCUUCGUACUAUAUUACUUUUGUAACUUAAUUUAGCUCCUAUUCCACAGAAGAAUUAUGCAUCUUGGAGUAUCUCUGCCAACUGUAAUGAGCACAUGUACACUGUACUAUUACAGAGAUUUUUAUAUUUGUAACAUUCCAAUUUUUUAUCAUAAUUGCAGGUUUAAUACUAUAUUGUUCAAUCUACCAUAGCCUGAUGGCUUUUGCCAUCCAAAUUGGGGGAAUAUGCUUACACUUAAAAAAAAAAAGGAGAAAAUAUUCUGAAAGAUUUAAAGACUUGCCAUUUGCUGCUCUUAACUUUCUGAUUUCAGAAAGGCAAUUUGAACAUUCCUCUUGAGACUUUAUAAUGAAAGAGCUCUAUUUGUUAACUUGUAUUUGCCUUUGCAAUGCACACAGUUAUGAAUGCUGUUUUUCUAAACUCUAGGAAACAUCUGUUCUCAGGACGUUCAGGAUUGUAAUCUGAGUUAUAUGGAGAGGUAUGCAAUUAAACUUGCAAAGCUGUUGAUUGUGAAAAUAACCAUUUGAGUAGUAACUGGCAUAACUGCAUCUAAACUGAAAUACUAUUCUGCAAUUAGACAUGCAGGAGAAUUUUCAAGUACAGCCCAGUGUAACAAUGUUUACAGAAAGUAAAGCUAUAAUUUCAGUAUUUUUUUUUGUAGUGAAGUUCAUAUACAUUGAAAGAUAAGGAUUCUUUGUUCUAAUUUAAUUUUCAAAUUCCAUUAAGUAAAUUGCGUUUUAAAUCA
Molecule: messenger RNA, 3870 nt
Organism: Vidua macroura (Pin-tailed whydah)
Lineage: Eukaryota; Metazoa; Chordata; Aves; Passeriformes; Viduidae
Gene: SAMD8
Product: sterile alpha motif domain containing 8
Exons: 7
Coding region: 251-1495 (414 amino acids)
Biological process (GO): ceramide biosynthetic process
Cellular component (GO): Golgi membrane; endoplasmic reticulum membrane
Molecular function (GO): sphingomyelin synthase activity; ceramide cholinephosphotransferase activity; protein binding
Source: RefSeq, a predicted model, not a curated record